Daldinia caldariorum is the source of this 2052-nucleotide messenger RNA. Its product is annotated as serine hydroxymethyltransferase. Gene Ontology annotation, molecular function: cobalt ion binding; glycine hydroxymethyltransferase activity; serine binding. The record is from RefSeq and is a predicted model, not a curated record. NCBI's taxonomy places the organism in Eukaryota, Fungi, Ascomycota, Sordariomycetes, Xylariales, Hypoxylaceae. Gene Ontology annotation, cellular component: cytoplasm. The transcript is spliced from 5 exons. Bases 383 to 1954 code for a protein of 523 amino acids. Gene Ontology annotation, biological process: folic acid metabolic process; L-serine catabolic process; tetrahydrofolate interconversion.
GUUUUAUUCGGAUAAGUGGAAUGGAUUUUAUAGGUGCUUUAGGUACAUAGCGGAAUUCGGUUAUGAAGCUUUUUAAAUGGCGAGGUCACGAUAGGGUAACUAUUUCCUUAUCGGCCCAGAACUUUUAAGUUAGAAGCAAAAGAAAGCAAAGAGUAUCAUCCUACUUUACCUAGGUAGUUACUAAUUCAUAUUAUUUUCUUUUAUUCCCCAUUAUGACGGCAUAGAACUCUUUUCUUAGACUUCAAAGCAAUAACAAGUACCUACGUAAGUACCUACCUUACCUAGGUACGAAGUAGAAAGUUAUAAUUGUCUUUAAAAGUGCAAGGUUGCUUAUUUUAUUCCCCGUCAAACCCUCGUCAAUUGGCGGCCAAUUGAUCAUAUCAUGUCUCUACCUGCUUUUCGAGCUCGAGCCGCUUCGAGUGCUCUCCGUUCGCUAUCGCUAUCGAGAUGGCCGACGCCGGUUACUCUUCAGCAUGCGACGAGAAGAGGUAAAGCGUCUACUCCGAUAGACAUUCAACAAAGAUUGCUUUCGGCUCACCUCCAAGAUGCCGAUCCCGCUGUAUUCGACAUCAUUGAGAAGGAGAAAAACAGACAGAAGCACUUCGUCAACCUGAUCCCCUCCGAAAACUUCACUUCGCAAGCCGUUCUCGACGCGCUAGGAAGCGUAAUGCAAAACAAGUAUUCGGAAGGAUAUCCUGGGGCGAGGUAUUACGCCGGUAACGAGUUCAUCGAUCAAUCCGAGAGAUUAUGCCAGCAACGAGCAUUAGAGACUUUUGGCUUGGAUGAAAAGGAAUGGGGUGUCAAUGUCCAACCACUUUCUGGCGCACCGGCAAACCUAUAUGUCUACUCGGCUUUGUUGGACACGCACGAUCGACUGAUGGGACUGGAUCUUCCUCACGGCGGCCACCUCUCCCACGGUUACCAAACUCCUACAAAGAAGAUCUCGGCCGUAUCCAAGUAUUUCGAAACUGUCCCCUACCGAUUAAACGAAGAAACCGGCUUGAUAGACUACGAGAAGCUCGACGAGCUAGCCCAAAUCUACCGCCCCAAGAUCAUCGUCGCGGGAGCCAGCGCCUAUGGCAGGUUUAUCGAUUACAAGGCCAUAAAGGAGACGUGCGAGAAGGUAAACGCGUACUUGCUCGCCGAUAUCGCCCACAUCUCCGGUAUGGUCGCUGCCAAAGUUAUACCUAGCCCUUUCAACUUUGCGGAUAUAGUAACAACUACGAGUCAUAAGAGCUUGCGCGGUCCUCGAGGUGCCAUAAUAUUCUACAGGAAAGGCGUGAGGAAGGUCAACCCGAAGACCAAGGAGGAGAUAAAGUAUAACCUCGAGAAUCCCAUAAACGCUUCGGUAUUUCCCGGUCAUCAGGGAGGUCCUCACAACCAUACCAUCACCGCGCUGUCCGUGGCUCUAAAGCAAGCGCAAACACCCGAGUUCCGAGCCUAUCAGGAGCAGGUCCUAGCCAAUGCACAGGCCCUCGCGAAACGCCUAGGCGAUCCUAAAUCUAGCGGCGGCUUGGGAUAUAAGCUCGUAAGCGGCGGCACGGAUAAUCAUCUUGUCCUCGUAGACUUGAAGCCGCAGGGUGUCGAUGGUGCGCGAGUAGAGCGAGUACUAGAGCUUGUAGGCGUGGCCAGCAACAAGAACACGGUUCCUGGUGACAAGUCAGCGAUGAUACCGGGCGGUUUGAGGAUAGGUACGCCAGCCAUGACGACGCGUGGUUUUGGCGAGGCCGAUUUCGUCAGGGUGGCCGAUAUCAUCGAUCGCUCCGUAGCCAUCGCAUCUAGGGUAGAUAAGGCGGCGCGCGCCGCGGCUGAAGAGAAGGGUGAGAAGUACAAGCUUAAAUUCUUCUUCGACUACCUUGGUACCGGCGAGGAAGACUCCGAAAUCGUACAGCUACGCGCAGAAGUAUCAGACUGGGUAGGAACGUAUCCUCUCCCGUGGGAAGAGAGGCCAUGACGUCGAGGCGCAUACUCAACGGUGCUGUAGCGGUAUCAGCGUGACGAAGCGACGUACCCCUCCGGUAUAAAUGGUGGUAUAUUUAAGUGACGACGUGG